Helicoverpa zea (corn earworm) is the source of this 1681-nucleotide messenger RNA. Its product is annotated as odorant receptor 49a-like. Gene Ontology annotation, biological process: sensory perception of smell; detection of chemical stimulus involved in sensory perception of smell. NCBI's taxonomy places the organism in Eukaryota, Metazoa, Arthropoda, Insecta, Lepidoptera, Noctuidae. The coding region runs from base 1 to 1209 and encodes 402 amino acids. Gene Ontology annotation, cellular component: plasma membrane. The record is from RefSeq and is a predicted model, not a curated record. The transcript has 9 exons. Gene Ontology annotation, molecular function: olfactory receptor activity; odorant binding.
AUGAAGUCCAGCAUCGAUUUGUCCCGACACAUUUCGUUACAAAUAGGGGCUUUGAAACUGUACGGAAUAUGGUUCUACAUACCGUAUCAAAUGAAGAAUGUUCGAUUUUGGAUCUGCGUUUUGACGAGAAUCGUUUUAGGAAUUUGUGUGUUCGUCAUACCGACGGGCAGCCAAUCGGUUUAUGUGAUACGUUUGAUACUGUCGGGUGAUGCUGAAAUACAGGAGGUAGCUGGAAUCAUCAACCUAGUUCUGACAGAAUUACUGGUUUCCCUCCGACUUCUAGAUUUGAGCUUACGCAGAGAUCGGCUCUCGCAACUGUCAGAUCAACUGAACAGCACGGAGUUCCAAUUUCAAAUGACAGCUCAGAAAAAAAUAUUGGAAAAGGCUGUCAAGCUUUCCAGAGGUCUGUUUUGGUGGUUGAUUUUCAGUAGUCAUUCGGAUGUUCUUGUACACGUCGUCGUGGUACCGGCUUUACAUAAUUUCCAAACUUUACCUCUGAAGAUGGAUCUCAUUGUCCUUGAUGUUAAUAAGGAAUCUUAUUUUAAUUAUUUAUGCGCUUAUCAGAUACUAUACAAGCCAAUGAUGCUAACAACAUUCGUCGCAGUGCAAACGCUACCCUGGGCCGCGAUGUCUUGUGCAAUCAGCCAAUUGGACGUUUUAAUUUAUAACUUUGAAAAUAUAAAAUACCUCGUUAAAGCUAAUGCUGCUGAAAGGCAGUGCAAUCAAGAUGAAGCGUUUAAAGAAGUUUUCAAAAGAUGCGUUCUUCACCAUUGCGCUAUAACAAGAUUUGUGGACACCAUCCAAGCUACGUUUGGUGGACAGCUAUCAGCAACUCUUCUUUUGAGUACUGUUAUUUUGGGCACCACUGCUGUGCAAAUAUUCUCGAUCGAAUCUCCUCUGAAGAACUUGACAGAAGUAGGAUGGGUACUAGCAUAUUUAUCGAUUUUUAUUUGCAAUCUAUUUGUCGACUGUUAUUUUGGAAAUACUAUUACCACUAAAAGCUCAUACAUAUCGAAUGUAGUGUUUGCAUGUCCUUGGACUGAGCUGCCGACAUCUCUUAAGAGGAACUUGAUCAUCUUUAUAGCGAAGACCCAGAGAUCACUUGUCAUCACCGCUGCUAAGCUAGUACCUGUGUCUUUAGAGACAUUUACGAAGGUCAUGAACUGGACAUACAAAGGUUUUGCUGUCAUGAAUCAGAUGAAGAAUUAAGUCCCUACUGUUUCAACAAUGAGGUUCAUAUCAUAUGCUAGAUCAUAAUACACGCCCAUAAUAUUAAUGUCAUACUCACAACACUUUUUCGAAAUUAGUUUCUUAUAUGUAUAAGUAUGAAAAUAUUUUCGAGUACCUAGGUGUAAAUAGUUUUUGUUGCACUUUCACUGUUCAAAUAUUGUACGUAGGUAAUUGGCGAUUGGUUCUUUAAAGAGGUAAUCAGUUGAGCGUUGAGUGGGACGACGAAAGGCGGAGUUGACGAUGAAAAUAUUAUAUUUAAAGAAUUUUCUUAAGCAACAACGUUUAUUAAUAAGCACAAAAUUGUUAAAUUGCACCUCUUGCUUAAUAGCAAAAGUCUAAGCCAUUAUAAUUAAUGUUUCGCUUUACUUUAAUGUGUUGCACUAUGAGAUAGCCUGCUGAUUCUUAUAAGCACUUUCUAAGAUCUAUGAUGUAAUUAAAAUGAUAAAAGUUA